AUGGUGGAAGAAUGGAAGAGUGCUACCUACCUGGUGGAGCUCUUGGCGAUUCCGUUCAAGGUGAUGCGGGCCACUGACAGCAGCUCGAAAGGCAUGAUUCGAACCAUCUACGACCUUAUGCUCCAGCUGACCGAGGACGUGAACGCCAAGCUGGAAGCGGGGGAGAAGAUUUUGCCGCGGGCGGCAAAUCAGGAAGAGGGUAUAUUUCGCAACGACGUGGAAUGUACCCGCAUCUUCAAGGCGUUCAUCGCACGUCACUACGACGGCAAGACCUUCACCAACAAAGACAGUGAGGAGAAACGGGCCUCUCUUGUUUCGCAGGAGGGGCUCACGGCCUUCCUCACCCUUGAAGGCUCCUUCGGCCUCCCUGAGGCAAUUCCCGACAGGGAGGCCGUGAAGGCAGGCAAGCACUCGAUGGUGCAGUGGUGGGGAUGGGAUGGGACUGACCACCCCCACCUGGCCAGCCUUGCGUGCCGUGCCCUGACACAGCCGGUGUUCGACGAUGGCUCCACCUUUCACCCAUCAGGCCUCGUCAUGUCAGAGGACGAUCUGCUGGGCCACUUCGCCUCCCCACUGCCCCUCCUCUGCACCUCAACCCGGAACCCUAAACCCCGUUGUAAUCCUACGUAUCCCCUUUUCUCUUCCUCCCAGGUGUUUGACGACGGGUCCACCUUCCACCCCUCAGUGUUUGACGAUGGGUCCAACUUCCACCCCUCGGUCCUGGACAUGCCAGAGGACGAUCUGCUUGGCCACUUGGCCUCCACCUUCAACCCAACCCUUAACCCUAAUGUAUCCCUACGUAUCCCUCUUAACCACCUUCAGGUGUUUGACGACGGCUCUACCUUCCACCCGUCAGUCCUGGACAUGUCAAAGGACGAUCUGCUCGGCCACUUCGCAUCCGGUGUGGCCAACGUGGCCGCCAUCUCCCUCAGUGCCGACUACCCCACGCUCGCCGCCGUGCCGCAUGUGUUUGCCAACUCGUACAAGAACGUCAUUGCUGUUGCGCUUGCUCUGGAUGAUUAUACCUUCCCCCUGGCCGACAAGGUCAAGGAAAUCCUCGCGGUGAGUCCUUCCCACCUCCUUUCUCUCCGAGUGAGUGUUGCCUUGCACAUCAGCCGUGAUCCUUCCAAGUUCAUGGUGGCAGCUGUGGCGGCGGCGCCGGCAGCGGCAGCUGAGUCGGCCAAGGAGGAGGCCAAGCCGGCAGAGGAGGAGGAGUCUGACGACGACAUGGGCUUCAGCCUCUUCGACAAGAUGCACUGCUCUGCUCGGCUUUCGCAGGCUUCAGCCUCUUUGACUAGAUGCGCUGCCGAACAAGGAGAAUCGUAG
This is a messenger RNA of Closterium sp. NIES-65, 1326 nucleotides long. The record is from the annotation of a GenBank genome assembly. Lineage: Eukaryota; Viridiplantae; Streptophyta; Zygnematophyceae; Desmidiales; Closteriaceae.